Messenger RNA from Phytophthora infestans T30-4, 1311 nucleotides. RefSeq names its product presenilin-like protein. NCBI's taxonomy places the organism in Eukaryota, Oomycota, Peronosporomycetes, Peronosporales, Peronosporaceae. Gene Ontology annotation, molecular function: aspartic endopeptidase activity, intramembrane cleaving. Gene Ontology annotation, cellular component: nucleus; membrane. The record is from RefSeq and is a predicted model, not a curated record. Gene Ontology annotation, biological process: protein processing. The transcript is spliced from 7 exons. The coding region runs from base 1 to 1311 and encodes 436 amino acids.
AUGUCGGGAGUCGAGUCCGACGUGCGCGAGCGUCUGCUGCCUGCUCGACAGCGUCACGCGUCACAGGAUUAUGAUAACGGAGACGCCUUCACACACGAGGAGCUUCUGCACUCGAUCGGCUCUUUCUCCGCUGUGGUGUGGCCAGUUGCCGUCACAAUGCUGCUUGCCAGUUUUGUGUCGCUUAACGUGGAGGACCCGGCGUCGGCCAAGGCACUCGCAGAAGCGUACUUAAUCUAUGGACCCGAGCAGGAUAAAGGUGCAUCUACUGGAACGAAAAUGACGGAUGCUCUUGUAAAUGCAUUGGCCAUCGUGUCGUUUUUCCUUGUGGCGACAUUUGUAAUUAUCCUUAUUGGAUACAUGAUGUUUUCGUCGGCGAUGCUGCUGGGAAUGCUGGGAGGCAACAUGCUGGUCAUCGUCAUCGCCAAGAUCGAGAUCCCCGUUGAUGUCCUGACGCUGCUCUUUGUGAUGUUCAAUUUCUCGGUUGUUGGCGUGCUGUCAAUUUUCUACCAAAAGGGAACGCCCAUGUGGUUGACGCAGACAUACUUGGUCGCCACAUCCGUCAUCAUGGCGUGGCAACUGGGGCAAUUUCCAGAGUGGAGUACUUGGGCAUUGGUGAUCGUUCUUGCGUUCUAUGACUUGUGUGCGGUGCUGACACCGUGUGGGCCGCUGAAGUGGCUGGUAAAUCUCGUGCAGCAAGAGGGACGCCCACUACCUGGAUUGCUUUACGAAGCAGAAAUUCGUCGCAAUCACUCGGGCCACACCGCUCAACCUGUGCACGAAUACGUGUAUUACCAGUGCGAGUCGGAAAUUCCUCUUCGUCUUGGGUCGCCACGCGACGUACCAGAAGCCCCAAUGACGUCCACAAAUGCCGCGUUGACCCCUCGUCAGUCUCAAUUACGUGCUCGACUGGUCGAUUUCUACUCGAAACACAACCCAUCGGCAAUCGCACGUGUAGACAAGAUAUUGGAGCGAUAUCACGGACGAGAAACCGAGCUGUGGCACGAUUUAUACCAGAAGUAUGUCACUGAGCAAGGAGAGGUAGAUGAAACGAUCAAGCUUGGACUGGGAGAUUUUGUCUUCUACAGCGUCUUAGUGUCUCGAGCAGCCAAGUACGACUUCUCGGCGAUGAUCGGGUGCUUGGUGUCUGUUCUGAUGGGUCUCGGAGGCACGCUUUUUCUUCUCGGAAUCUACCAGAAAGCACUUCCAGCGCUCCCGAUAUCAAUUCUACUAGCUGUGAUGAUGUUUUUCUGGCUUCGGGUGGUGUUUGUGGAUUUUGCAAGCAGUGCACUGAAUAUUGGCGUGCCCCUAUAA